Messenger RNA from Scophthalmus maximus (turbot), 4928 nucleotides. RefSeq names its product cholinergic receptor, nicotinic, alpha 2b (neuronal) (gene chrna2b). Gene Ontology annotation, molecular function: acetylcholine-gated monoatomic cation-selective channel activity; transmembrane signaling receptor activity. The record is from RefSeq and is a predicted model, not a curated record. The transcript has 6 exons. Gene Ontology annotation, biological process: chemical synaptic transmission; regulation of membrane potential; monoatomic ion transmembrane transport. Bases 1430 to 3178 code for a protein of 582 amino acids. NCBI's taxonomy places the organism in Eukaryota, Metazoa, Chordata, Actinopteri, Pleuronectiformes, Scophthalmidae. Gene Ontology annotation, cellular component: neuron projection; postsynaptic membrane; synapse.
AUAGAGCUUUUUUACAGUAGGAUAGAUGUUGUUCAGAGAAAAACUACGCAAACUGUGGCUGUGGGGCAAGAAAUUGUAUAAACGAUUAGACGGUUCCUGUCAUUCGGAAGAAAUGAGCAUGUUAUAAGCUCUUAAAACAGAGAAACUCUGAAUAUGCACAUUGUUCACGAAUCCAUGCAGAUUUAUGUGGGUUUUUUUGAUUGGCAAAUCUGAGCGUAAAGCUUUAGCUCUGUGUCUAGUGCCACUAUUCAUCGCAAUUCUUCUCUCUUUAACCCUGCAUGGCUCAUGAGAGGGAAUGCUUUGAUAUUGGCAUCAAUGAAAUUUGUAAUAAUAUGAAUUAGUGCUAUGCAUGAUAUGAUAUAUGUAUGUUCCUGUAAAGAGCAACAAAUAACAAAUCAGGCAAUUUUUUUCUAAAGCUUUCUGUUGGCAUGGGUGUCAUGUGUGCACAGCUUCUACUCAAAACACUCUCAAUUUUUGUAUUUCCUUUUCUUCAGUUUUUUUUUUUGGGGGGGGGGCUAAAGCACAUUCAUUCAACUAGUCUGCCCUCUAGCUGUUUUCAUGAGGGACAUCCCACACUCUUCAUUUAAUAUUCAAUUAAAUCAAUCAAUAGUCAGUCUUCACUCUUUUGGAGCAAACAGGCUCAAGUCCCAUGCAAGUUACAACUGUGAAAGUGAAUCCAGUGUGAGUGAGUGUGUGUGUGUGUGUGUGUGUGUGUGUGUGUGUGUGUGUGUGUGUGUGUGUGUGUGUGUGUGCGCGUGUGUGUGCGCGCGUGUGUGAGCAGCAAAAGGGAGACAGGAGGAGGGACUGUCAAUAGAAGCCUACAAGAGGAAAGAUGAGAAAUACUCAGAUGUGGCUGUGUCUUCUCAGGGAGCAUGAUGCAGCUCUGCGGACCUAUAAUGAACCAUAGAGGUCUUUGAGAAAGCUUCUAAUCAUGGGGGAUAACUAUAUCAAAAGAAUUAUAAUGGCCAUCAAAGUCUUAGAUUGUGCGUAAAUCCUUGGCACGCUGCGCUAAAAGGUGGAUACGCUGAUCCAUUACGCAGCAGAAUCGUUCCUAUGAUUUAAUGUCCAGGCUUGUGCGGGCAGCUUCAUGACACUGGUACUUACAGUCUGUAAACAAUAACCCACAUGUACAGUAGUUCUUCAGUGUUGCGCCGCGAUUCAGCACCGAGUGACGGACAGCUCUCCGGCUCAGUGCGCGUAAAACCGAGGGUGCAGCAGCCGCCGGCGCGCAGAGUGAGCAGCCUGGGCGACGCGUCUGUCGAUGCUGAGCCUCGGGUGGAAAAAGACGGCAAAGUUCUCCAGCCAGACUAUCUCCUGAACUCCCCCCCCGCCCACAGAUAGAGGGGGAGAAGAAAGAAACAAGGUGUUUUUUCUCCAUGUGGGAGCGGCAGCGCACAAGUUGAGCGGACAUGCCGCCCGCGCUGCGAGGAUGACGGGUUCCGCUCCCACGGUAACGGAAACAUCUCCGGGAGGGAAGUCGGACUCCUGCUCGCCACCGCCGGCGAACAAAAUGGGACACGACCACCUGUUCUCGCCGAGGACGGCUGUCGUGUGGUCGCUCCUGCUCGCUCACUCAGCUCUUUGCUAUGACAAGACGCACACGCACGCCGAGGACGACCUCUUCAAGACGCUGUUCGCCGGUUACAACAAGUGGUCGAGACCUGUGCCGAACAUCUCCGACGUGGUCAUUGUCAAGUUUGGACUGUCCAUAGCUCAGCUCAUUGACGUGGAUGAGAAGAACCAGAUGAUGACAACCAACGUGUGGCUUAAACAGGAGUGGAACGACUACAAGCUUCGCUGGAGACCGUCUGACUACGACAAUGUGACGUCCAUCAGAGUGCCAUCGGAGCUCAUAUGGGUUCCAGACAUCGUCCUCUACAACAAUGCCGACGGCGAGUUUGCCGUGACUCACAUGACGAAAGCCCACCUGUUCCACACGGGUAAAAUCCGCUGGGUCCCACCUGCCAUAUACAAGAGCUCCUGCAGCAUCGACGUCACCUUCUUCCCAUUUGAUCAACAGAACUGCAAAAUGAAGUUUGGCUCUUGGACCUAUGACAAGGCAAAGAUUGACCUGGAGCGUAUUGAGAACACGGUGGAUCUCAACAACUACUGGGAGAGCGGUGAAUGGGCCAUCAUCAAUGCUGUGGGAACAUACAAUACAAAGAAAUACGACUGCUGCCAUGAGAUCUACCCGGACAUCACCUACUUCUUCAUCAUCCGAAGGCUUCCCUUGUUUUACACCAUCAACCUCAUCAUCCCCUGCUUGCUGAUCUCUUGCCUCACUGUCUUGGUUUUCUAUCUGCCCUCAGACUGCGGUGAGAAGAUCACCCUGUGCAUCUCUGUGCUACUGUCCCUCACCGUCUUCCUUCUCCUCAUCACAGAGAUCAUACCGUCCACAUCCCUGGUAAUCCCUCUCAUUGGCGAGUAUCUCCUCUUCACCAUGAUUUUCGUCACCCUGUCCAUCGUCAUCACCGUCUUUGUGCUCAAUGUGCACCAUCGGUCCCCCAGCACUCACAAGAUGCCCCGCUGGGUCCACUCUGUGUUCCUGGACAUGAUCCCACGCUGGCUGUUCAUGCGACGGCCUGCGCCAGACGCACGGCGACGCAGGCUGUUGCUGCUCCAGCAGGAGACAGCUGCUGAGCGGCGGCAGGCCCGGAUAGCUGGAUACAAAUCAGGCAACUGCCUCAGCACCUCGGCAAACUGGUUGAGAGACGGUACCGUGCUGGAGGACCCCGACAGAAGCUGUUAUGAGGAUUUAGAGCUUGGAACACUGACAUCUUAUUUUUCCUUCCGUCCGCCUUCGCCCAGACCUCCAGGGACGACUCCUCCGCCGCAGAAGAAAACCCCACAGAACAGCCAGAAUCGACAGGAAGCGGCCGGAGGGACAAACAGACAGUUAACCGGGGCCAGAGUCAAUCCCACUCAGCGGCCAACUAAAGUAGAAAACACUGUUUCAGACUCAACAUUCCUGCUUUCACCAAGUGUUGUGCGUGCAUUGGAAGGGGUGCACUACAUUGCAGACCACCUGAGGGCCGAGGAUGCUGACUUCAGUGUGAAAGAGGAUUGGAAGUACGUCGCCAUGGUGAUCGACCGCAUCUUCCUGUGGAUGUUCAUCAUUGUGUGCCUGCUCGGGACCAUUGGCCUCUUCCUGCCGCCCUGGCUAGCUGGCAUGAUCUAACAACGCUUGUAAAAAAUAAAAUAAAAUGUUGAAUAUAUAUAUAUAUAUAGAGAGAGAGAGAGAGAGAGAGAGAGAGAGAGAGAGAGAGAGAGAGAGAGAGAUUUUUUUUUUUUUUUAAACACCUAAACACCUAAACUCUUUUUAAUCACCUAAAGCUAAACUCUGCUUCAGCACUGGGGGGCGUGACUGAAGUUUGUGAAACACCUCAAAGUCCCACGGGGCCACGAGCUCUUUUUAAACACCACCAAACCGAGAUUAGGAGAAAUUGGAAGUAAAAAUGUGCAGCGUGUAUUUCCCUCUCACCGGCGGGUCUCGAACGAAACCAGGUCACGGUCUCUGCAGGGGCAGUGAGAGGAUACCCCCAGACUCAGCUGUCAACAUCCGGCUGAACUUCCUCCCCCAGGUCUCACCUGUGGCUGGCACAUGCUAACGUUAGCAUGUUAACAAGCUAAUGUUUACAUGCUAAACGUUAGUGUGUGAGUGUGUGUGUGUGUGUGUGUGUGUGUGUGUGUGUGUGUGUGUGUGUGUGUGUGUUAGCAUAUAGCCACAUAAGCAUGUUAACAAGCUAAUGUUAGCAUGCUAAACGUUAGUGUGUGUGUGUGUUAGCAUAUAGCAACAUAAGCAUGUUAACAAGCUAAUGUUAGCAUGCUAAACGUCAGUGUGUUAGCGUAUAGCCCCUUUAGCAUGUUAAGUUAUGCUAAAAACACAACAUGGGAGCUAAGUCGUGUAUAGCGCUAGCAACAGUGCCGGGUGGUUACACAAAUGUUGGAAGGGUUUUUUUUUUGUUUUUAAGUAGUUUGACAAUUUAAAAGUCAGCAUUUAGUAAUUUUCGGCGUCUUACCGGGGCAGCCAGCGGCUCGACAUCAGGCAGUGGGAAGAGACUGGUCCUGGUGCGGCUCGGAGCUGUUAGCUUGAGGCUGCUAACACAAGAAACAUCCCUCCGGCAGACUCCAGAUGUGUCGUAUUUACAUGUUGGUUUGUUCGUAGCGGCCUUCCCAGCCCUCAUGUGUAUGCAGGAAUGUCCAGGGUUUUGUUUGGAGUUGUUGAAGUGUUUGUGAACAAAGGUCUUUUGACCCUCUUGGAGGUCACUGGGGUUAGCCCACUGGAAGACUCUUAUGUGAUGUGAGGUGCCAGCAACAUGGGCCGAGGAACGUCAACAACUGUAACUACUUACUGCUGCUGUUAAGUUACAAAAGACGAGCAGUGCAAUUCAAUUUUGAUAAGACAUCAGUUUGAUUGUGUUGAACUAGUGUUGGUCUUCAGUUUUUCUAAGACCCCCCCCAAAAAAGGAUGCUCUCCAUGUUCCUAUCAUACAAGAUAAAGAUGAGAAGACAUUACAUUUUGCAAUUAGUUAUCCAUUUUAAAGAAAAAUAUACAACAGGAGAAUUUGUAUUCAUGAGUCUGCCAUUCGCCAUUCUGUAGGUGCACACAAAAAUGUCGACACGUACAAUGUGUGGCAGGGAGCACAAUAAAAGCAGAACCUGUGCAAUGUCAUGCGAGCCAAUUCAAUUCAACAGCCAUUUGACUCAUAUUACUUUUUUAUGAGGACUGUGGUAAUUUCCAAAUAAAAGCCAAAUGUUUUUUUGAGUUCCUGCAUGUGAUCACAUUACAUUGCUGUGCAGGUUAUGCCUUUAUUGUGUCUAUCACUUGUAAAAAAAAAUGGAUUAAAGCGAAGGUAACCUUUUCUUGACACAAUGCUGAGUCACUUAUAAUAACUUCUCAUAAUAAAAUCUAUCCGUUUGGCCCUUUG